GCAAUACCGUCCGGUUCUCGGCCGAUCCCCAACAGUGGGCUUACGCCAUACUUAGAAGGGUCAUCGUCAUCGAGAAGAUGCCAGGCUCGCGCUCGGACCUCUUCGAGAGCGGAGUCCGGCGUGUCGUGCCGCCCGCUCACAGUGAUUUCUUCGUCGUCUGGGUGCUGUGCAUGGCGGCGAUCGGGAUUGUCGGCGUCCCGGUGGGACUGCUCGCCGUCCACAGGAUGCGCGCCGAAACGAGCGCCCACCUUGGCGACACCGGUAAGGGCUGGCCCGGGGCGCUGCCCUUCCGGGACCGCUACGUGGCGCCCGAGCAGGUGCCCGUGCGGAUGCCGCGCCAGUGCCUCCUGGCGGACGAGCCCGGCAACCUGACCUUCGACCUCGCCAAGCAGUACGUCGGCCCCGGGCCCACCGUUGGCAGGGGCGGCGGCAGACUUUCGCCGGGCUCGAAGGCUGCGCUGCAGGUGUUCUGCUACUACAACAAGAGCCGCGUCAGCUGGCUGCAGGGAGGCAAGACCUGGUACUUCGCGGCAAACCUUCUCGAGUGGGCGCUGGAGCACGGCUUCUCCGGAGUCCACCUCGACUGGCGCGGCCUGGAGUCGCCGCUGUGCGGGCGGCCCGGAAACGACGCCGCGCUCGAGGCCGUCCUGCGGCAGCUGCGCGACCUGGCCCAGCUGAACCGCGUCCCGCUAAUCCUGGCCCUGUCGGCGUCUGCCGUGCCCGCGGCGCCCGGCGACCUGGUCGACUACUACUUCCUGGAAGCGGGUGACCGUCGCUGCGCCGACCUGGAGGAGGCCGGCCUGGACACGCUCUACCGUAAGCUUCGCGAGUCCGAGGCAUCCGCGUUCUCCGUGUGCUGGGCCGUGUCGGCGGCCGUGGAGGCGUUCGAGAGGACCGCCGGAGUCGUGGGAACCCACCUAAGGUUCGCAGGUCUGGUGCCGCGCAGCCGGGUCUGCAACGUGCAGGCCAACGACAGCUUCCGGGAAUGCAGCGCGGGCGAGCUGCCGAAAAACGCGAAGCGCGGAUUCGUGUUCCGGUACCGAGCUGCGGACAAAGUGGCGACGAAUGUGCGCCACUACGCCAAGGUAUGGAAGGGUCUCGACCUCCGCACCGACCCCAUGUGCGUGCUCUACGUAGAUGGCGACUUCGACGACCCGGCCGGAGAGUGCGGAGAUCCGUUUCCCUUGCUGCGAGCGAUGCUCGCGUCGUGAGACGCCGAUGGUGUGGUCUCGAAUAUGAAAGACGUUGUAUACGUGUACUGCGCCGCGAUUUUCAAAUAGCGAAACAAAAUGUCCAAGGUAACAGUAAGAAUAAAACUGACAGUCACUUAAGUAUCCUUACGUGAUUCGAAUGCGAAAGCAUUAUGAAUUCUCUAAUUGCUUGGUUACGUUCACGAUACUUGCCGUCAUACUCACACAUUGUCACGUGUCCUUCGCAAGUCUGCCUUAAUGCACCUUGCUCUAAAUUGCACCAACCUUAAUUCACCUAACUCAAUUAUAUUUCCACCUUAAUCCACCUUGCUAUAAUUUGUGCCAACCUUAAUUCAC
Dermacentor andersoni is the source of this 1547-nucleotide messenger RNA. RefSeq lists its product as uncharacterized. Lineage: Eukaryota; Metazoa; Arthropoda; Arachnida; Ixodida; Ixodidae. The record is from RefSeq and is a predicted model, not a curated record.